UUCUGUUCUUCUUUUCUCUCUUUUAUGUCAUUGUGUGGCUCAGUUCUACUUUUUUUUUAUUUUUUUUUAGGUUUAAGCUGCCUUAAAGGAGAAUUAAAAAUAGUGACUCCAAAGAACAAAAUAACAGAGAAGAGAGAAAACAGCACUCAAAAAGCCCCCAGAAAGGGGUAGCAGGUUGUUUGACACACAUGGGCACAGAAGAUUAUGAACAGUGAAGACAAUGAAGAGUGGGACAUCCAUCAAAGAGUAGCAACCUCUUAUAAGGUGACUCGUGUGAGCUCAUGAGGCUCCUGUAAAGGCCAGACUCAGCUAGGAUGUUACACCACCACUGCAGGAGGAACCCUGAGCUGCAGGAAGAGUUGCAGAUCCAGGCUGCCGUGGCCGCCGGCGAUGUUCACACCGUGCGCAAGAUGCUGGAGCAGGGAUAUUCUCCCAACGGUCGGGAUGCCAAUGGCUGGACCCUGCUUCACUUCUCUGCAGCAAGAGGCAAGGAGAGGUGUGUCCGUGUUUUUCUGGAACAUGGAGCUGAUCCCACAGUUAAGGACUUAAUUGGAGGCUUCACUGCUCUGCACUACGCAGCCAUGCACGGCCGGGCGAGGAUUGCGCGCCUGAUGCUGGAGUCUGACUACAGAAGUGACAUUAUUAAUGCCAAGAGCAACGACGGCUGGACUCCCCUGCACGUCGCUGCUCACUACGGCAGAGACUCCUUUGUCAGGCUCCUCCUGGAGUUCAAGGCUGAGGUUGAUCCGCUCAGUGAUAAAGGUACUACACCACUCCAGCUGGCCAUUAUCCGGGAGAGGUCAAGCUGUGUGAAAAUCCUCCUGGACCACAAUGCCAACAUCGACAUUCAGAAUGGUUUCCUGUUACGAUACGCUGUGAUCAAAAGCAAUCACUCGUACUGCCGAAUGUUCCUCCAGAGAGGGGCCGAUACAAACUUGGGGCGCUUGGAAGAUGGACAGACACCCUUGCACUUGUCUGCUCUUAGAGAUGAUGUGCUUUGUGCACAAAUGUUGUAUAAUUACGGAGCAGACACUAACACAAGGAACUAUGAAGGACAGACCCCACUGGCUGUUUCAAUAAGUAUUUCUGGAAGUAGCCGACCCUGUCUGGAUUUCUUACAAGAAGUGACAAGACAGCCCAGAAACUUGCAAGAUCUAUGCCGAAUUAAAAUCCGUCAGUGUAUAGGCCUUCAAAACCUCAAACUGCUUGAUGAACUACCCAUUGCCAAGGUCAUGAAAGACUACUUAAAACACAAAUUUGAUGAUAUCUGAUAUCCAUGAAGAGAGGAACUGUGAGCAAGUUUAGUUCUAUUCCAGAUACUGAAGAGGCUUGUUGCCUUGCACAAAGUAUAUCCUAUGCAAAUUCUGAUUUUUCUGUGAAGUCAGAAGGCAGGUAUACACUUCCUUGGGUUUUUUAUACCACACGCUAGAAGGUCUUAAUUUUUGGUUUCUUGGUCCAAGUUUACAAGGUCCAAGCUUUCUAUACAAUAUUGCAUUUUAAAAAUUGCUGUUGGUUUUCUGUUUGUUUUCACAUUAUGUGUGCAGACUUGCCGUGGAGAUGGAAGGCAGCCCCUCGAGGGAAGUGCUUGGUUUGAGUUGGCAUGCUGAGCAAUGAUGCAAGAACAUAAAAGUCUGGAAAUCAAGGCACCAGUCCUGCAAAAGGAUACAGAUAGACCUCCAGAGCCCUGUUUGUUAGGACCUCUGUCUCUGCCAGGUGUUUGUUCUUGCAGGACAGAGGGAAGAGGGGAUAAUCGACAUGUCCUUGGGUGCUGUAUGAAUAUAGUUUGGAAAUUGAGGAAAAAAAUGCAGUUACCCUGUUCAAUUUGAGGGUCUAUGGGUCUAUACAUUGGCUUUUUUUUUGGUUUUUGGCAUUUUUCUUUUCCUAAUUACUGUAAUUGGGAUGCCCAAAAAAUUCAGGCCCUCUUUCCCAAGAUUCCCUGUUGAAUGGGCUGUUUGUAAGUCUGUUUUUACCAGUGACAGUACACUACAGAGAGGCAUAGCCUCUGUAUUUUUUACUUUAACUUAAGAGGAAUCAAAUUUAGAUUUUUUUUGAAGCCAAUGUAUUCUGUUGCUCAUACAGUGCCUCCUGUGCAAUAAUCUCUCUGAUGUGUUUCCCUUGAUGUGUGAUUCCCCCACUAUUCCUCAUUUAGGCUCAGUGCAUUAUUUGUGAGAGCAGGAACUGCUGCCCCACUGUAGUGUUGAUGUGACAUUACAGAAAUGAUGCAGCAGUUGCUGUUCAUUAUUACUCCCUGAAUUUCAUGAAUGUAUAACCUGCUUUAUUUCACUUUCAGUUGAGAUUUUAUCUACGGGUUCUCAGCCAAAUUGUGUCAAAAAAAAAAAAAAAAAAAAAGGAAAAUUGGCCAAACCCUUUGGUUUUAAAAGCAGCGGGGAUGGGGGUAGGGGUUGUUUUGACCGCUCUGAAAUUCAGUUUGUUUCAGGUUAGAGAGCGGGAAGUGCACAUAAGUUAUUAACUGAGAAGACAAGCCCCACUGACACUGAGAGUUCAAAUUUUGCAAUUAAUCUGAAAGCAGAAACUGAGAGGAGUGCUGAAAUCUGGCUACUGAAUGUGUCUUUCAAACCAGGUAUUAAAAGAUCUGUUGCAGAGUUUUGUUUCUGAUCGUAGGAAAAAAUUAAUUUAUUGAUCAAAAGAUUGGGCCAAAAUGUGCAGUUGUUUCCCUCUUUAUUUUCAAGGCAUUACAGACUCAGCAUAAGGUUCUUGCCAGUGUUCUCUACUUUUAUUUUGGCAUCUGCCUGGCUCCAGAAGAGCCCCUCUGAUAGUAGGAGUGCUUUUGUAGCAAUUGCACCAACUGAAGUGGGAGACGAAAGGAAUGAUGAUGGCUUUUAAGUUUCACACUGUCACUUUCAAAAUACUUAGUGUUAAAAAUAGGAAAAGCAAGGUAAGGCAGGUAAACUCACAUUAUUUAACUCUGCUAGUUCCUUUUAAUAUUUGAUAACCCUGGACUGCAGCUCCCUGAGAAUGAACCUUAUCACUGCUAAUGGAUGCACCGGAACCAUGGCAAGCAAGGAGGAUUAGCUGUCCCUAUUGUGCCUGGCAUUGCAUCAGGUUUGCAGACAAUGAGGGAUUUUGGAGAUUCAUGGCUCACAGGGUUGGCAAUGGGCUGUUGAGCCUUUUUAUCUCCAGCUUGUACCGGUUCAAGUCCAGCUGCUGGAGCAGUGAGCAGGAGUUCACACCUCGGCAGUGUGAGUGAGCAAGUCCAGCCCAACACCCUGCACUGGGUUGUAGAGCUUGUAGUGCUUCCUACUGGUUGUAUCUGUGGAGUAGGGACAAGCUGUCGGCUGUGAGCUUGAGUGCAUGGCCCAAAUCUCUUGGCCCCUGUGGAGGGAAGAUCAGCCAUUCCAAUCUUUGAGCUCUCCAGUGCUGAGACAGGGCAGACUGGCAGGUUUUAACACAAAUCUUCCAUUUUCUGACAUGAAAUCAGGAGCUUAAAACUGUUUUCUUUAAAAAAAAAACAACAAACAGAACAGACUUAGUAUUGUUCACUACACUUGUAAGUUGGUCUGAACCAAUGUCCUUCCCCACUGAAUUUUUACAGUAAUAUUUUCUAAGGUAAUCUAGAGUAUAUUUUAGUUGCAAUCUAUAUUAAGGCAAAUUAUUUGUUCUGUCUGUUGCUGUGACUGAAGAAAAUUAUGAAAGACUUUGUUGGUAACAAGAAUGCUAUUUAAUGAAGAAAUGUGUAAUUCCAUUAUUUAUUGUUUGAGGUUUGUUUUUUGGUUAUUUCUUUUAAGUAACUGACAUCUAAAAGGGAACACACAUAUGUUUUAGGCCAGUAAAAAGCCUUUCUUUUAAAUUAAUUUUCAUCCUCUCCUCUCCCCAGGGUGGAGGGAAGCCCUCACCCUUUUUUUGCAAUGCUAAGCCAUCUCUUGUAGCUGGUUUCUCACCUUAAUUCUUGCAAAGCACCACAGCACACGUGGAUCUGAACCUACUGAUAGUCCUGUGCACUAUCUCUGGUUGUCCAUGUGCUCAAGUGCAGAUUAAGUGGGAUUAUUCAUUGAUGAUCCUACCCAAAUUUCAAUAAGGGGGAAUUUGGUCUUAUUUUAUUAUUAUUAUUAUUUUCAAUAUUGUGCACAAAUAUUUUGAAGAACAAACUGACCUUUGUUUUUCAUUUGGACUAGAAUGUGGAAGGAGAAGUGCAUAAUAGAGACUUGUGAUGUAGCCUCGUUCCGUUACCUUAAAAUUCACGGUUGAACACUUUUAAUAAACCUUAAAAAAUUGGCAAACACACCAAAGAAUCAAUAUGAGUAAAAGACUCUGAUCAUUAACAAACUGCAAACCUCAUCCUUUAAAACAAAGCAGAAAGUUUUUGUAAAUAUUUAUGUUUAUAAAUGUACAGCAGAGUAAGAGUGUUUUUUAGAUUAUUUAAUUACCAUAUUUCUAAACUAUUUACAUUAUAGACAAUACUUGUUAGUUUGAAAAGCUCGAGUGGGUUUGUUUUGUUUUGGUUUUGUUUUCUUUCUUUUUUUUUUUUUUUUUUUUUUAAAUUCACUAUCACUCAUGCUUGGAAUAACUCUGGCUUCCUUGGGAUAGCAUGGAAAAUUCAGUUUUCUGGCUCUGGCUGGCAAUCAUAGGAGAAGACAUCUGGACAAACUCUUCAGAUAAAUACCCAGAGGCAAAAGAAAAGAUAUGGCAUCUUUACUAGGAUGGGCUGGUUUGGAGGAAAAAACCUGCCCACAAGUGCAGCUUCCAUGCAAUGCUGUGUUACCAGUACCAUCAUGUAUUUUGUUCUUCCUUUGCAAUGUAAGUUUUUGCUUUGGGUCAAUUUGAAUUUAAAAAAAAAAAAAAAAAAAAGAAAAAAAAAGAAAAAGAAAAAAGUUAAACCUGGUUAAAACCUAUUUUUGGUUUAUGUUCUGUUUAUUUCUAAUGUAAUGUUUUAAUAACAUAAUACCACUUUACACAUUUUCUCUC
Messenger RNA from Pyrgilauda ruficollis (rufous-necked snowfinch), 4923 nucleotides. It is a transcript of the gene ASB7, whose product is annotated as ankyrin repeat and SOCS box containing 7. Gene Ontology annotation, molecular function: protein binding. Bases 315 to 1271 code for a protein of 318 amino acids. Lineage: Eukaryota; Metazoa; Chordata; Aves; Passeriformes; Passeridae. Gene Ontology annotation, biological process: intracellular signal transduction. The transcript has 5 exons. The record is from RefSeq and is a predicted model, not a curated record.